AUCGUCUGUUAGCGCGAUGGCCACACGAGGUUUGCUACGAUAUUGUGGGCGAAGGAGUGCAACGAGACGGCUCUCUUACCACCACAAAGGUGGCACGUCGUGCGAACCUGACGAGGAGCUGCACCCGAACUGGAGUGGACUGGAACGGCGGCUGCAGUCUCGCGUUCCCCGCGAAAAGGGUCACGGCGUGCCGGAGGGCCGGACAAACCUCAAGCCGUCGGAGGAGGACUUCUGGCACAAGGCGGGAGUGUACGACUAUUCCGAGGCAUCCUCGUCAAGCCCUGAAAUUGCAACGAGAGAGCCCGCUUGUGCGAGGCUGUCGACGGUGAAGGUCUCCGCCGAAAACGUUCCUCGAGUAGUCGCCCUCUACAAGACGUCUGUUGCACCAGUGCUGCAGGUGAAGGGGUUCUGUGGCGCUCAAGUAUUUUCAGACAGAGCUGCGGGAACGGUGCAGUCUCUUACUCUGUGGCAGUCAUGGGGAGAUCUCGAGGAAGUUGUGGGCAACAGCCGCUACGCAAAGGCGAUGCGUUCCUUGGAAGGGCUGAUCGAAGCUCCACCGGACGUUGUGGACACCGAGGUGGCAUGCUCCAUCCUCCCCACCACUGGAGGCGGAGACGUGUCGAGCGGCGACUCAUAAGGAGACGCAUUAGGAUUUUUUCUGUUGAAGUUUGUUCCAUACUUCGUUGAACAAGUUUACGCAGUGGCGUGCUCUUGUUGCAAAGGUUUUCGUACCCAACUUGUCCCACUAGUUUCGGAUAAAGGCUGGGAGAAUCAAGCCGUUCGUGUGCCAGUCCCUCUUCGUCCAGGGGUAGUUUUGUUGUUGUGAAUGUUGAAGAGUCCAAAGCGUUUCCCACUUUUUUUUUGUGCGCGUGCGAUUUUCUUUCUUGAUUUUCAAGCCGUACAUACGUAGAUUGCGCGAAGACUUGUUGUUGUUGUUGU
Molecule: messenger RNA, 939 nt
Organism: Ectocarpus sp. CCAP 1310/34
Lineage: Eukaryota; Phaeophyceae; Ectocarpales; Ectocarpaceae
Source: the annotation of a GenBank genome assembly